This is a messenger RNA of Lates calcarifer (barramundi perch), 4767 nucleotides long. RefSeq names its product potassium voltage-gated channel subfamily C member 1. The transcript is spliced from 5 exons. Bases 566 to 2329 code for a protein of 587 amino acids. Gene Ontology annotation, biological process: potassium ion transmembrane transport; protein homooligomerization. The record is from RefSeq and is a predicted model, not a curated record. Lineage: Eukaryota; Metazoa; Chordata; Actinopteri; Centropomidae. Gene Ontology annotation, cellular component: axon; dendrite membrane; voltage-gated potassium channel complex. Gene Ontology annotation, molecular function: protein binding; delayed rectifier potassium channel activity.
AUGGGUGUGAUGCUUUUGACCGUGUACUUUGCUGUUACUUCUAUAUUCCAGCAUUAGCAGUGAAAAACAGAAGCACCUACUUUCUCUCUCUCUCUGCUUCUCAGUUCAAUAAAUCCUAUUUAUUUGCAGUUAAGGAUGCAGCAAAAUCAAAGGCAACAGCUCAAAAAUAGCAGAAGCCAAAUGCUUUCGUUUAGCAGAAAUGGCAGUUUUUGACCUUAAUAACAUCAAAUGAUCUACUUCUAUGAAUUCAGUCAGUCAUUCAGCAAGCAAAUCUAUUGAUUCAUAAAAUCCGCAUCCCACAUAUUCUCUCUCUCUGUCAUAGGCACACUUGCAGAAUCUCUCUCUCUCUCUCUCUCUCUCUCUCCAUCUGCCUCUCUCUCACACACAUAGGCAGACUCCUCCUUCCUCUCCUCCUCUCUCCUCCUCUCAGUUGGUCCUGUGACUCCUUGCCGGGACGGUAUAACAGAAGCCUACAGAGCGGGGACCGGUGGUGGAUGGGGAAGUGCAGUAGCCGCAACAGCAGCAGGAGUCGGGCGCAUCGUCCGAAGCAUGCUCCAGCGCAGCCAUGACUUGCUCGGCGUCAGAUAGCGAGAAGAUCGUGAUCAACUGCGGCGGGAUCCGACACGAGACCUACCGGAGCACCCUGAAGACGCUGCCGGGGACGCGCUUGUCUUGGCUGACUGAGCCCGACGCCUACAGUAACUUCGACUACGACCCCAAGUCCGACGAGUUCUUUUUCGACCGCCACCCGGCCACCUUCGCCUUCAUCCUCAACUAUUACCGCACCGGUAAGCUCCACUGCCCCAAUGAUGUAUGUGGGCCGCUCUUCGAGGAGGAGCUCGCCUUCUGGGGCAUCGACGAGACGGACGUGGAGGCGUGCUGCUGGAUGAACUACCGGCAGCACCGCGACGCCGAGGAAGCCCUGGACAGCUUCGAGACCCCAGAGCCGGAUGCACCCGAGGAUGACCCUGCACUCACCGGCGGAGCUGAUGGCGACCUGAAGCGGCUGUGCAUGCAGGAGGACGGCCGCAGGGCGACGUGGUGGGAGGUGUGGCAGCCCAAGAUGUGGGCGCUGUUCGAGGACCCCUACUCCUCCAAAUACGCUCGGUAUGUGGCAUUUGGCUCACUCUUCUUCAUCCUCCUUUCCAUCUCCACCUUCUGCCUGGAGACCCAUGAAGCCUUCAACACCAUCUACAACAAAACGGAGAAUGUCACCAUCGGCAAUGUGACGCAUGAGGAGGUAGUGUAUGAAGUGGUAACAGAUGGCUGGCUGACAUAUGUGGAGGGUGUCUGUGUCAUCUGGUUCACCAUUGAGGUGAUGCUGCGCGUCAUCUUCUGUCCUGACAAGGCAGAGUUCUUCCGCAGCGCCCUUAACAUCAUAGACUUCGUGGCCAUUGUGCCCUUUUACCUGGAGGUGGCGCUGAGUGGCCUCUCCUCCAAAACAGCCAAAGAUGUGCUGAGCUUCCUGCGUGUGGUGCGCUUUGUUCGUAUCCUGCGUAUAUUCAAGCUUACCCGCCACUUUGUUGGUUUACGGGUCCUGGGCCACACUCUGCGGGCGAGCACCAACGAGUUCCUGCUGCUCAUCAUCUUUCUGGCGCUGGGCGUCCUCAUCUUUGCUACCAUGAUCUAUUACGCUGAACGCAUUGGUGCUGACCCAGAUGAUCCAACGGCUGCAGCCCACACCAAUUUCAAGAACAUCCCCAUUGGCUUCUGGUGGGCUGUGGUGACCAUGACCACGCUGGGCUAUGGGGAUAUGUACCCUGAGACGUGGUCAGGAAUGCUGGUGGGUGCCCUCUGCGCCUUGGCUGGUGUGCUGACCAUUGCCAUGCCUGUGCCCGUCAUUGUCAACAACUUUGGCAUGUAUUAUUCCCUGGCCAUGGCCAAGCAGAAGCUCCCCAAGAAGAGGAACAAGCACAUCCCCCGUGCACCACAGCCAGGCAGCCCCAACUACUGCAAGCCAGACGCCCUGGCCAUGGCAACUGCCUCACCCCACAGGCUGAUGGGCAAUGUGCUUGGGCCAGGCAUGGUGGGAUCAGGCAGCAUGAUGGGUACCGGAGACUGCCCACUGGCGCAGGAGGAGAUCAUUGAGAUCAACAGGGCAGACUCUAAGCAGAAUGGCGACACAGCAGCCAAUGCAGCAGCCCUGGCCAAUGAGGACUGUCCCACCAUUGACCAGGUCCUUGGGGAUGAGCGGAGCCCAGCCACAGGGGGCCUCGGCUCAACCACUAGCCGUGAGCGUUACCCGCAUGACCGGGCCUGCUUCCUGCUGAGUGCUGGGGAGUUCCAGCGCACGACAGACGGGAACGUUCGGAAAGUGCUGAGUUUCUAAACCCUCCCCUCCUCACAACAAGAGGAAAACAGUAAACUUUAUAGCACUGCUCCUCCAUCUCCCCCAAUGGAAUUCACUGUAGAAAAUGGGAGGGAGACAGAGAGAAAGAGAAACAAAAGAAGAUGAGAGGGAGAAACCACCACCAUCACUGACCCUCUGACCUUAACAUUUUCAUCAUCUAUGUGACACACUGAUAUGCAACCCAGUGACGAAAAUGCUUGUGACCACAUGUAACAUUUUAAGAUGGGAGUGACAAAACAUUUCCACCUCUUUUGAACUGAUUUUCAUAGAGACCCACAGCAUGGAUGCUCCCAGCUCAGCAGCAAGAGGGCCAUAACCUAUGACAGACAUGGAUUUGAAAACCAUGCAACAAGGAUACCCUCGAUUUCCACAGCUGUCUGUGCUUUGGUUGUGUUAUUCCUUUAAUGAUCACUUUUUAUUUCAAGAAGCUGCACGCGUAACUAUUGCUUUCCAGUGAAUGUUGCAUUAUUUUGGCAUUCAAGCACUAUGCAAGGUGGUCCAGGGUGGUCCAUCAUGAUGUCGAAAGACUCCAGCAGAGUCUGAUCCAGUUUUGCCGCUGGGCUGCAGAGUCUGGGUUGUCCUGUUAAUCUCUGCUGAACUACAGGACCUCUACCAGCAGGUGGAAAUCUAUUCAUACAUAUCAGAAAACAUCAGCCAUAUCAUAUGUAUAUUUGACAUGAUUCUCUCUAUUUGAUAUCAUCUGGACCUUCCAAGACAGUUGACAUCUUGGGACUUCAAGUUCAGCUGAUCAUUUUAAACACUGAGAUCUCCAUAGACAUCAAAGAGCCAGUUUUGAUCCACUUUGAGAUGGAAUUUAACCCAAAGACAGACAUGUGGAUGGACGUACCAACUGGGGUGAACAGAAACCCUCAAAGACACAAAACUGGCCAUAACAUCUGCUAAAAAAAAAAGGAGGUGUCACUGAAAAGGAAGAUGUGAUUGACCCUCUUUCUCUCUUUCUCACUCUCUCUUUCCCUCCCGAGUAUCUUGACCACCACCCCCUUGCCUGCCCUGCCCCAUCUCAGCAUUGCUGCUGCAGCUCCUCUUUAGCAAAUUUGCAUGGCAUGAAUGAAACUAAUUAAAUCCCGAAGAAAGACAGAAAAAGACACAAUGGAUGGAUUAAAAAAGGGGGGAGAGAGAAGGGAGGGAGUCCAUGAGAAAGGGGGAGAGAGACAGUAGAUUUCUUUUUUUUUCUCUCCUAGCAAUGUCAAUGCAAAGUCAUUAUGAUCACCAUCAUCCAAGCUACUUUUUAAUCCUAAAACUGGCUGCUAAUAUGUGCAAAACAGCAUCUCCUGCAGCAAAAAGCUCUCUCAGAAGGCAUGAUGGAUAAGGAGGAGCACGCUCCUCUAUGAGAAAGAGGGAGGGGGGAAGGAGAUUCUGCAGACCAUACACUCUAUACCUCUGGGGAUGGGGCAAGAAGAUACAGGCUUUUUAAGGAAAACAGGUAUUCAGCAGCAGCGGGAGAACAUCUUUGAGAAACUAUUUUAGGGGGGAAAUGGCAAUGAUUAGAAAUGCAUUUUUAUGACAUUGUUUACCAGCAUGAAUAUUGUGCAUGACUUCUGCAAGCCAUUCUGAUCUCCCCCAUGAAUAACAGGGCUAGAAAUUGAGAAUUUAAAGUGAAAAUAUAACAAAAUGAUGUUAUUUGCAAAAAAAAAAAAGUUUUUAAAAAAGUAGGAUUAUGUUUAAAAAAGAUUUUCACAAUUUUUGUUUUAAUGAUAAAACGCAUAUAAUUAAGAAAAAAAGGGUUGCAACAUCUGCCCUAUUUUGUUUUCUUUAAGAAAUCUUAGGGGACUCCCACCCCAGCUCUCUAAAAUCCGAGAAGACUCCUCCCAACUUCUACAAGUAUUUAUUAUGCUACUGCAAGUUUGUCUACUACUACAACUUCAACUUCUCACCUGACUGCUACUCUGCUUCUUCUUCUUCCUCCUCUUCCUCUUCUCUUUCCUCUUCUUCUUGUAGCCUUUUACCAGAAUCGUUAUACAUAACUCUCUCCAAUGGCAGCUGUGUGUAUCUGCGUCACUAUCUGGACCCAGGACUAUCAAACUGUCUGAACUGAACUGUUCUGUCUGCUCUGAGAUGUCACUGAUUCCAUGUAUUUGAAUUGAAAAUGUCUUGGUCUUGUCCCUGGUCUUGACCUUGAUGUCCAAGGCAUCACCACACCUUCAAGGUUAAACAUGUAAUCUGAAGUCUGGGUCAAGAAUACAACAGGAAAAGGAACAGGUGGAGUUUUUUUUAUCCACACAGUGAUCCAGACAAGUCAGUUUCCUUCCUCAGGUGAAAAGAUACAAGAUGGCUGCCUCAUCACCCAGGGCUGUUAUACCACUACCUGAGAUUUACACUCAGUUAGCAGUUUAUUCGUUUUACCACUAAAACUAAUGUAGUCUAUUGCAACAGUCCUGCAAGAAACCCUUCCUUCA